Messenger RNA from Bipolaris zeicola 26-R-13, 252 nucleotides. RefSeq lists its product as uncharacterized. The record is from RefSeq and is a predicted model, not a curated record. The annotation marks the transcript as partial. The transcript has a single exon. Lineage: Eukaryota; Fungi; Ascomycota; Dothideomycetes; Pleosporales; Pleosporaceae.
CACGAUCUUUACAUUGAUUGCUUGCCUUUUAAGGAUUUUCGCGAAAACUUGUUAGCUUUACGAUCAGUGGAGCCCAAGAUAUUUGAUGAAAACGAUUUUAUCCAAGAUUUGGACGUCCGCGAUGCAUUUCGAUGCUGGGGUCCGACGCCUUGGGAAGAUAGAUCGUGGGAGAUCCAGCCUUGGUUUCUCCAGAAGUGGUGGAUGAUUGUAGGUGGAGAAAAUGGAGAGAUGGCGACAUCAAGUCGAUGGUGG